AAGACGCAUAAAAGGCCCAGAGACGAAUAAAAUAUACAGAAUCGGAGGAGAAGAAAGAAAAGGUUUUUCAAUGGCGGAACAAGGUAAACCAGACGCGCAGCUCUUCCAGCUUCUCUCCGGUCUCCUCCAACAGACAUCUUUUAUUUGUUGGGCGUGGAAAGAAAAGGAAAAUUGCGCGCUUCCUGUUAUGCAUGAAGAGAUUUUUUGGUACUGUAAGUGCUGCACACCAGCAGGUCGAAGAGUUGACCAAACAAGAAGAGGUUGAAUUGCGAUCAAAAAUUGAAGCCCUUGGAUUGGAGGUUACAAAGGUUCCUUCAAAGUCUGCGCAAAAUCUUGAUGAGAUGGAAAUAGCCAGGGAGUUGGAUAAAUUAUCUGCAAAAUUAGACCAUGUUGAUGAGAUGAUAUCAUCAGCUCUGGCUGCAGACCCUCAGGUGCAAUCGCUACUGAGUAAUACUUCUGAUGUGUGGAUGCCGGUUAUUACUGCCAGUGCUGAUGAGAGACGCAAUUUUUCAGCAUCACUUGGGGAUGAAAUUGCUGAAGCUAAACCAAAAAAUGCCAAAUAGUAUUUUUGUGGAUGCCAUGCUUCAAAGUAUAAUAGAUGCUGUUUUUGGUUUUUCAGUCAUCAGUUCGCAAAAAGCGAAACUGGUGACCCAACAAAGUUGGUUUCUCUCUUUUUUGCUUUUUUUUUUUUUUUUCAUUUUUCAUUAAAGACUGAUAGAAAGCAAACGACCUGAUGUGCCUGCUCAGUAGUAAGUGAGAAAUUGUUGGUCAUACAGGCUUCACUUUUCAUUAGCUGUAUCUUGAUGUAUACGUUCAUGGAGAUUGGAUGAAUGGAUUAGGAGUUUCAACAAUCCUAUGAUCUGCAUCCCCAUCUCAAUGCGUGUUUUUCCAUGGAAAAUACUUUUUACCCUCAGUUGUAUAAUUUCAUGCCUGUAUGGAUAUGUGAUCUACUGAUUUCAAAUGGAACCAUCGGCAAGUAGUUUGUGCCCUGAUUGUAUAA
Carica papaya (papaya) is the source of this 1000-nucleotide messenger RNA. Its product is annotated as ecotropic viral integration site protein. The record is from RefSeq and is a predicted model, not a curated record. Lineage: Eukaryota; Viridiplantae; Streptophyta; Magnoliopsida; Brassicales; Caricaceae.